CGCGAUUCAAUGACGUCAUGUCACCCACCCGUUUGCCGAUGACGACACGCGGGCUCCUGCCUGCCUGCCCAACUCAACCCCAUCCCGUGUGGUUCGUGAUCCCCCGGCUGAGGGCGAUCGGGAACUUUGUUUUUAUUUUCUUUUGGGGGGGUUGGCCGACGUUUCGGCCAUGGCCAGGGACAGCUCGCACAAGAUGAAGCUCUCCAAGAACCUGCUGCGCAUGAAGUUCAUGCAACGAGGUCUGGACGAGGAGGAGAGGAAGAGGUUGGAUGAGGAGGAGCAGAGGCUGAUGACGGACGAGCACUGGUACUUGGACCUACCGGACCUGCAGAGAGCCGAGGUGGUGGUGGUUGAAGAGGCGAGUGUUGCUGUGUGCGAGGGAGUUGAGUUUGGACGUCGCUCGUUCCGUGGCUUCAACCCCGAGGUGGAGAAGCUGUGCUCGCUGCUGGAGCUGAGCAGGAGAGGGGGGGGGCAGGGGGGGGAGCGGGGGGGGGAGCGGAGGGGGGGCGACGAGGGCAAGGACGUGAGCGACGAGGAGAUGGCGCGCAGGUUCGAGUCGGUGGUGGGCACGGUACAGAGGAAGUUCGCUACCAAGCGGCGUUGUUCAGCCCUCGGCUCGGGGGGGGCAGGGGGCAGGGGGCAGUCCCCGGGGGGGGGGCAAGGGGGGCCCCCCCCUACAAAGCGGCUGCCCCCCACGGCCACCUUCCUGCAGCCCGCCGACGACGGCUGAGCCGCUCACCACUCACCACUCACCAUCACCGCUCACCACCCACCGCUCACCACUCACCACUCACCCACCACUCACCA
Petromyzon marinus (sea lamprey) is the source of this 807-nucleotide messenger RNA. RefSeq names its product M-phase phosphoprotein 6 (gene MPHOSPH6). The record is from RefSeq and is a predicted model, not a curated record. NCBI's taxonomy places the organism in Eukaryota, Metazoa, Chordata, Hyperoartia, Petromyzontiformes, Petromyzontidae. Gene Ontology annotation, biological process: maturation of 5.8S rRNA.